Messenger RNA from Darwinula stevensoni, 614 nucleotides. The record is from the annotation of a GenBank genome assembly. Lineage: Eukaryota; Metazoa; Arthropoda; Ostracoda; Podocopida; Darwinulidae.
GCGCCCGACCGAUCGAUCGAAUCGGGUUCGACGCGCAUAAAUGAUGGAACGAUGACUGAUUUCAGGAGACGGAGCGGCAGGGAAAUCCGAGAGGGAGCUGACGGCGACGGAGGUGAUGCUGCCCUGGAAGCGCGAGGACGACGAGGAGAAAGGCGUCUUCACCAACCGGCAGUGGGAGUUCCCCGCCUGGCUGGACAACGCCGACUACGCCGGCUACUACUCGCCGACCAACACCAUCCUCGGGAUGCGAGAGCAAGAGAAGCGGACUGCGGCCUUCGACAUCUUCCGGAAGCGGGACAGCCAGACGAGCCUGGGACUCGGGGACAGGAGGCUCCGGCAGCGGCACCACAGCGUCUCCCUCACCGAAGGGAGCGGGUUGCAGUCGGACCACCCCCUCCGACCCCUCAGGUCCUACAGUCUGAGCCCCGACAACGAAGAACACCGUCACGGCAUCUUCUCCUCCCUACCCGACACCAUCAUCGACGUGGAGGAGGAGGACGCGAAGGACAAGGUGCCCGAGAAAGAAGACGAAAAGGACGAUCCCAAGACGAGUUGAGAGGGUGACCUUUUUUUUUCCUUUUUUUUUUUCCUCCUGUCCAGAGACUGUGAUUUGA